AUGAUGGGUAGCAUAUCCCAGCUCUACGUUGAGGACGAUUCACCGGAGAUCGUCUACUACCCGUUCGUAGACACGAGCCUCAGCCCAAAUGUUUCUGCAGGCUGGGAGCAGGUUUACUCGGUUUCAGGCGUUGCAUCUUCUCCGGGUCAGGGUGGUGAAGGAUACAGCACACACACUACCAGCCUCAAUGAGGCAAGCUUUAUGAUUAAAUGGAACGGCACUGGUAUUGAUCUCCUAGGGAGUGUCCAAAAUGCAUCUUAUCAAAUAACCUUGGACGGAAUCGACAUCUCUCCCAAUACAUCUGACCCGGAAUCCAUCCUUGCUUCCCUUCACGAUUUAACCAACACGAAUCACACAAUGCUGUUAACGACUCUCACGAACCAAACGAUUUCAGACUCAUAUGUAUUUUUUGACAAGGCUCUCAUCACCUAUACAGCCCCCCCCGGCAUUGUCAACUCAACGGCUAACUCGACGACCAUCGACGACGAUAACGACAUUACAUUUGUGGGUAGAUGGAGUUAUGUGACUGACAGCUCGGGAAAUUCUAUGCAUAUAUCCAACACUGCCGGUGACCAUGCUCAGACCACAUUCAUAGGAUCGGCCUUAACUGUCUACGGCCUCGUGUCUUCGUAUUCUGGAAAUUAUUCUGUCACACUCGAUAACAUCACCACUAGCUUCUCAGCUUUAUCCUCUUAUAAUAAUUCAAAUGCGUUGCUGUUGUUCGCUACCGAAUUGUCUCAAGAUACCACUCAUACAGUCGUCCUCACCAACACUCAGAACGCAACAUUUGCUAUGAAAGUUGGUGGGAUGAACAUCACCACCUUCGGCAAUGCCACUGUAGAUACCGCUACCAUCUUGUCCUCAUCAAGCAACUCGACUUACGCCGGGACCAUUGCCGCUAUUGUACUCGCAGGUAUCCUCAUGUACUGGCUAUUUGUUAAAUUGAGCCACUCGCUCUCCAAGAAAAUGGUGGACCCAGAACAUGUCAUUGACAUCAGCCCUCCAGGCGAAGAAGAGACCGAAGUGGCAAGCUUAAGUACCAGCAAAGGGUAUGGAUUCGGACUUGGCCUGCAACGCACCUUCCCCUUUGUCCGCAAAACGAAGAACGGGGGCAGCAGCAGCGGCCACGUUGACAAUACGCGCUCGCGUUCCGUGUCCCACGUUGCAAUUUCACCUGAGGAGCGAGACGUCGACAAGCGCUUCUCGACCAACACCCUCACCGUAGAGUUCACUGCCUUGGGUUUUCCGCCGGAAUCUGAGAAACUAGCGCCAGGCUGGAGCAAUCCUAUCGCACGCACGUCGUUCGGUUCCAUGGGAAAAGGACACACGCGAGUAGGAAGCCACAGAUUGGCGCUUCCGGAACUGUGUGUGGAAGGAGUGGGCGUAGACGAUGUGUACGAUGAUGACGAUGCAGAUGCCAAGACCCUUACGUCACGGCAAGAUGAAACGCUUGCCGCAACGCUUUCUCUUAGCCCGCGAACAUCGGAAGCGCCAGGUGUCUUCGUUCCCGCCGUACAUUCAAUUGCGGAGAUUGAGUGCGCGAUAACGGAGAAUGAUGACGGGGAGUCCUCCGUGCCAUCUCGGCCUGUCUCACGGUUUCUGGAAGUGAGAGAGACCACCCCGUUCAGGGUAGAUAUUGGAGCUAUUCUCGGUCAGCUCAGGGGACGUCAGGACUCACGACGGACGAGUGUGAGCGGGAAUAGUAGUUGGUCUCGGGUUUGUGCCAGACUCUACCGAAAAGCUCACAGAGAUGACGGGAAGCAGAGCGUCCACGAGGACAAGUCUGAGAACCCCAGCCCUGAGUCGGUCCCGGUCGUUAUGCUCCAAUCAGGAUCGGGAUCAGAGCCGCCUCCAAGCGAGGACGCGCCUGCCUCAGGCACUUACUCCUUCCUCGACUUUAGUUCGUCGUAUUCAUCAUCACAUCGGCAAUCGAAGUCCACCACGCUAAACUCAGCCGCAGCCGAAUUGGGGCACAGCGGAGUCCGUACGCCAUGGAGCGAUAGCACGUCCAUGCGGAUGGUGCGCAUCGAACGCGAUAAACCUGAGGACGCAAUGCAUUCCGGACCCGAUGCACCUUCUACUGCGUCUCAGGGAUCUCACAACGAAAGUCCUUCCGAUAAAUCCAAUGCUCAUUCUUCGCCGUCUGGACAUGCUACACACACUACCCAUGGAUCCUCGUUUCCCUUCCCUAUUACUAUUCCGCCUUCAACGCACAUGCCGCACCCCUUUAAUAUCGACUACCAGCGCGAAAGCGAGCACGUGGAACUUCAGUCUUUCUCACCUCCUCGUCCACCAUCACCUCCUGUACCCCGGCAAGCGCAGGCUACAGAACCUCGACAUUCAGGUCUCCCAUCAGAUGCAAACUCUCCCACCUCUCCCACAGAGAGUGUGCCCUUCUCCGUAUCGGAUGUCCAUUUCCGACAUAGUCACUCUGAUUACACUGACAUUGACUCACGGAGAGAAAGCGCAGCCUCCACCCUACCUCCACAUCCGCCUCUCCCUAACUCGCAGCCAAACACUCCACCGCCGUACAUUGUGCAGCGUGUACUUGGAAUGACACCCGUUACUCCACAGUUUCCUGCGACUCGUCUUGCGGCAGGUCCUGCAAGCCAUACGUCAUCAAUAAUUGCGGAGCGGUUGAUUGGUCCUAGACCUCGGCCUUCGACAUCUGGAUCACCACACUUGCGACUACCUUUACAAGGCUCAUGGAGCCGUGACAAAAGAAGCAAUGAUCAGUAAUAGGCUGCCAUCUUUCCCAAGAUAACUUCAAUGAUUGUUCAAUGAUGACGAUUUCUUGGACGAUAUAUCUCAUGCUUCUUUCAUUUACCCAUUAAUUUUUGGAAGAUACCCCAUUUUGCACUGAUUACGCUCUGGCCUCACAGACCGAUCUCGUUGUCACUCCCUUUGGGUUAUCAUUCACGCAUUUGUACCCUACUACUGCAAUUUUUUUUUCACAAUUGCAUUUUUGUUUUCCGUGGUGAUGAG
Molecule: messenger RNA, 2985 nt
Organism: Suillus discolor
Lineage: Eukaryota; Fungi; Basidiomycota; Agaricomycetes; Boletales; Suillaceae
Exons: 9
Coding region: 1-2739 (912 amino acids)
Source: RefSeq, a predicted model, not a curated record